This is a messenger RNA of Olea europaea var. sylvestris, 1108 nucleotides long. RefSeq names its product 50S ribosomal protein L13, chloroplastic-like. The transcript is spliced from 4 exons. The record is from RefSeq and is a predicted model, not a curated record. Gene Ontology annotation, molecular function: mRNA binding; structural constituent of ribosome. Gene Ontology annotation, biological process: negative regulation of translation; translation. Gene Ontology annotation, cellular component: cytosolic large ribosomal subunit; ribosome. NCBI's taxonomy places the organism in Eukaryota, Viridiplantae, Streptophyta, Magnoliopsida, Lamiales, Oleaceae. The coding region runs from base 114 to 830 and encodes 238 amino acids.
GCCAUAUAUGCACCUUAUCCUGUGUCUGCUCCUAUUUUAUCCCACUUUGCUCAUUGCCUGCUUCCGUUUCUCAAUUGGAGGGGAACAUAGAGGAGCAAAAGAGACGCUUAUCAAUGGCUAUGUCGGUACAAUGCGCCGCUUCAUCUUCACUAUUGCUAACUGAAUCCUCUCAGAAACCCUUUUCCUCUUCUUUGAAGAAAACCCCAUUUCUCGGAUUCUCGCUUGUCGCUGCAUCCAAGCCGUCCAGUUCCGUCCUUAAAGCCAAUAGAACUACCAAAAUUUCCUGCCAAGAUAAAACUGUCUCGGUCCCAGUCGACCAGCGCUGGAUGUUUGAAGAUACCGGAUUCAAUGGCCCGGAUGUUUGGAAUAAAACAUGGUAUCCCAAAGCUGCAGAUCAUGUUAAUACAGACAAACCAUGGUAUGUGGUAGAUGCAUCUGACAAGAUUCUUGGGAGAUUGGCAUCAACAAUUGCUAUUUAUAUUAGAGGGAAAAAUCUUGCUACCUUCACUCCUAGUGUAGACAUGGGGGCCUUUGUCAUAGUGGUUAAUGCCGAGAAAGUUGCUGUGUCUGGGAAAAAGAGGACUCAGAAACUAUAUAGGAGGCACUCAGGGAGACCGGGUGGGAUGAAAGUUGAAACAUUUGAUCAGCUUCAGAAAAGAAUACCUGAAAGAAUUAUUGAGCAUGCUGUCCGAGGAAUGCUUCCGAAAGGGAGGCUUGGCAGAGCUUUAUUCAACCACCUUAAGGUGUACACUGGUCCAUCCCAUCCCCACGAGGCACAGAAACCCGUUGAGUUGCCAAUAAGGGACAAGAGGAUAACGAAGCAAAACUAGUUAUCAUUUCAUCGUUUCCACUAGUAGCAUUUUUAUGUUUUUUCUUCCUUCCGGUUCCUUUUUUUGGCUAAGGCCCUUGAUUGUUAUCGUGUUUCACAGUGAGCCCCUGUGUGAAAUUCAUUUGUGCAGCUCCAGAAGGUUAUAUAUUGUAGGGUUCUGUUGUUUAAGAGAUUACUUUAAAGCCUGGAAUCAAUGAGGAAGAGUAUAUAUGUAUAUAUCUUGUUUUGAUGUUCAACAAUCAAACUGGGUGUGAAAAUGAUGCAGGCCUUUUGACCCUU